AUGUCGCUUGAGCCGGAUGAUGCAUGUCCCGGACAGGCCUUUCACCCCAACGAGAUUUUGAGAAAAUACGGCAUAGACCCUAAAAAGGAACAAUGGGAUGCUUCGUUAAGGAUUUUCUGUAAUGAAGUUUAUAUCAUGUACCCGUUUCUUGACCUGCGUUCACUGUGGGAUCAUUAUGCCGGUCUCUGGAACGGGUGGCUUUCGGUACCCUGCAACCCAACAUUGAACGUCACGAUUGAGCAAGAUAGAAGUCCGCUUGUGACUCAGGUCUUCGUCUGCCUUGCCAUUGGGCAGUGCACUGCUUCACCUCGCAACACAAGUGAGGAUGGUCGAUAUUCUGCUGGUUGGAGCCUCUACCGAGCGGCUUUGGAAUUUCUUGGUGAUGUUUUUGCUUCCUUUGAAGAGUACGAAGACCAGCUCUUGAUAUUGCAGAUCUUUGCAUUGAUGGUCAUUUACCUCUUCCGACUGGAUAUGAUCGGGAAAGCAGAGAAGUUUUUGGCGAUCGCGAUCUCUCAUGCACAUCAUCUUGGAAUUCAUAAAAUUGAAAAUGCUACCAGUGGGAUCAAUAGCUGUAGCAAGGAGAUGUCACGACGAGUUUGGUGGUCACUCUACGUCCUUGACCGACGACUCGCCAUCGAAUCAGGACGCCCCUUUCUGAUCCAAGAUCUUAGUACUUCUAAACCACUGCCACAGAGCUUGCCGGGUGAUCUUCAGUGUUACAGGGGGAGCAACUCACUUACUAUUACCCCCAUCGAUUUCCUUGCCGCAACGGUCACGUAUUCCACAGUCCUUGGAAAAGUCUGGGAGGUCAUCAAUGGGGCUCCAAGCACCGACGCCACGUCUACCUUCUUUCUGAAAGACCAUUUCGAGGGACAUUUGGAUGAAAGAAGUUCUGGAACAGAAACUACAGAAAAGCCUUGGUGAGCCAAGCUUCAAGGGGAUGUAUGGGAAUAUGACCCGUCGCUCUGUCCAUCUUCUUAUGUUAUACUGCAGAAAGACAUGGGUCUCUGGGAAACUUAUACGCACCGUCUCAAGACUCAGCGCAAUGAUUACACGGGUUCUGGAGAGCAGCAGCUUGACAAGUACGCAGUCUAG
Penicillium odoratum is the source of this 1095-nucleotide messenger RNA. RefSeq names its product fungal specific transcription factor domain-containing protein. The transcript has 4 exons. Lineage: Eukaryota; Fungi; Ascomycota; Eurotiomycetes; Eurotiales; Aspergillaceae. The record is from RefSeq and is a predicted model, not a curated record. Gene Ontology annotation, molecular function: DNA-binding transcription factor activity, RNA polymerase II-specific; RNA polymerase II cis-regulatory region sequence-specific DNA binding; zinc ion binding. Gene Ontology annotation, cellular component: nucleus. Gene Ontology annotation, biological process: DNA-templated transcription; positive regulation of transcription from RNA polymerase II promoter by galactose. Bases 1 to 924 code for a protein of 307 amino acids.